AUGCCGAAAAAAAAACUAAGAAGAAAUGAAUUCAUUCAAGAAUUAGAAAAGCAACUACAUAAAUCAGCGAAACAAAAAGAUGAUCGAAAAACGUGCGAUUUGUGUGUAGAACUCGCCGAUGAGUAUCGACGAAUUGGUGGUCUGUACGAAGCAUUAAGUUAUUAUCGGAAGGGUGUGGAGCUUGCUGAAAAAUUGAAAAUUUAUGAAAAUGCCGUUUUUGCCCAUCGAGCCAUCGCGGAAAUUCUCGUCGAUCCAGGUAUCCAGGAGAAUAGUAAGGCUUUAGAACAUGGGAAGAAAUAUUUGGAAGCAGCAAACAAAUCUGGAAAAGUCCACUUCAUCCAACUUGCAUAUCAUGUGAUUGGCUGGCUUCAUCUCCAAAUCUAUCUGAAUUCAAAUGCAAAGCAGGAAUCAUUACUAGAAAAAGCUAAACAAUGGUGUGAAAGAAGUCUUGAUUAUUUAUCAAAACAUGCCCUAGAUAUUGAUUGUGACAAAGAUGCUGUGCAGAUGGGGCAAGAUUCGAGGUCAAGGAAGGCUCGACUACAGCAAGUACUGUCGCAGAUAUGUGAUAAAAUGAAAUUGUCAAGUUUAUCAGUGCGUUAUCACAAUGGAGCGAUGGCUUAUGCAGCGCGUGCAGGUGAUCAUGACUUGCAGUAUCGCUGUUUACUUUCAAAGAUGAAUUUUUCUGGUGAUCAGCGUUUGAAAACUGCUAUUGAGCUGGUUCAUGUAGCCGCCAGUUUAGAUCAGCAAGCAUUAUGUGAAGCAAAAUUCAUAUUAGCUCAGGAGAAAAUUAGAGCGAAGGAUUUUGUUGGUGCAAAAUGGGAUCUCAUUUCAAUGUUAGCUUCCAAAGGACAUGAAAAAUUGGAUGCUGAGGAGCGAAGAUUUUUCUAUCAAAUAUUGAUAACAGUCUACAAAACGAUUGAGCGAUUGAGAGUGCUGGAAAGUGCCGACGAACAGCUUAAGAUGAAGAUCACUGAGAAAAUUGCAGAUAGCUUGUAUGAGGCAGGAUUUUAUGAAAUAUCGCUCGAGUAUUACAAAAAGAUGUUAGUUUAUGCUUGCCAAACGGAAUGUAAAAUUAAAGCUUUGGUGUCUAUAGCAGAAACAGCAAAGGAAUUAGAUCGUUACGAAGAGGCAUUUAAUUGCUUUGUCGAAGUUGAAAGUCUUGAAAACACUUUGAAUAUAAGCGAUGCCAAGAAAGCUGAUACAAGUCUUUGUAUUGCUAAUGCUGCUGCAAAUAUUGAUUCGUUCUCACCGAAGGAAGUUCUGAAAUUUUUCCGGAAAUCGGAAUCCCUUGUUAUUUACAACCGUCAAAAAAGAACUUUGUAUGAAAACAUGUUGGCAUAUGUGAACGACAAUGAUGUAAACAAAGAUUUGCAAGUAGAAAUUGAAGCGAAACUUGAAAAUCUCAAUAAUAAUGCAGAAGACGAUGACGGGGAACCAGAAAGCGAUGAGGGAAAAGAUGAAAACUUCGUUGAUGAAUGGGACGAUUUGAGUGAUACACAAGUUUUGGCUCGUUGUCACGAAGAAGCAAGCCGUCAUAGUAUGGAAGAGCGUAUCCGGUCCGAGAAAGAUAAGAAAAUCAAUUUAUACGGUGAAACACGAAUGCAUGAAGCUGCUCGCGGUAGUGAUACCAUGUAUUUGAAAAUGCUUGUCGAAAUGGGGUACAAUAUAAAUGCUCGCGAUGAAGGUGGCUGGACACCGCUACAUGAAGCUGUUGGAGCGUUAAAAUUUGAAAAUGUUCGAAUUUUGGCUCAACUUGGUGCAAAUCUUAAUUUGCGGUCAAAUGAAGGAACUUUGUCGGCUGAUGGAGAACGAACAGAUAGUGGUGGUCUAACUCCAUUAAUGGAAGCAUGUGAUCGAGGUGCUACAGCAAUCGUUGACUUAUUAUUAAAAUUUGGGGCGAACGUUGCAAUCAAAAAUCGUGAUGACUGGACUGCGCUUGAUUUUUUUCGAAAUGCAAUUAAAGUGGGAAUGGUUGAAGAUGAUGUUAUUGAGGAAGCCAAACGACUUGUAUCAGUCAUGGAAAUGAAGCUAAAAGAAGUGAACAUAGUCGUAAACGCUGAGCCACCGCCGAAAAAGCUCAAAUUAAAUGAUAAAAUAAAAUCAAAGACACAUGCGAAUGCCGUGUCUAGAAAAAUAGUUGAUUCAAAUGUGUCAAAUUUGCAUGAAUAUCGGAAAACGAUGAAUGUUGUGGGACGUGGAGCAACACAUGAUCGAAAAAAUGUUCUACUAGAUGUAUUAGAUACUGAUGAUGCUUCGUUUAAUGAGGGUGAAGGGGAUGAAAUGUGGCAUACAAGACAUUUGCCUCCAGUGGACGACGCACUUAUUGGCAUUGAUGAUUUCACUGAAUUUCCUUCUACUCAUCAAGCUUCAUUGUCCUUUUCAUCCAAUUCCUUGCCUCCGUUAUUAAACAAGCAGCAAAUUGCUAAAACUGAAAAUGCGGAAACUACCGCUCAGGUCAAGCGCAAUUUUUCGACAAAUUUUUCUGACGAAUUGCCAUGUAAUUCUGGUUCUACACCAUUACGUGAAUCUUUUACUACUGCGGAAUCCAGCAGAAAAAGCCGUCUGAGAAUAAAAAGAAAUAUCGAAGAUUCAGAUGAUGAUACGGUGAUCUUAGGCCCAGCAGCACGAAGCAUACAAAGUGGAAGCACUUCAAAUACAGAAUUGCAUCCCUUCGAACCAAUAAAAGAAACUCAACGUUCCAAUAAAAGAAACUCAACGAUUGCUAGUAGUCUACAAGAAUAUAAAAUGCCGUCGUCAUCAUCAUCAUUCUCUGCGCCACCAAGUGUUAAAAAUCAAAUUUUUGUUAAAAUUAUCUUGAUGAAGGACGAUGGUACACAUUUAAAAACCAAAGGAAUGCCUUUUGCAAGUUCCUGCUUCAUAGGCGAUAUCCGGAAACGUUGUGAAGAAGAGCUAAAAGGUGAUGUGGAGUAUACAUCCAUGACAUUAUGUCACGAUGAUUGCGAACUGUCCGAUGAUACACCAAUUGAGUUGGUACUAGCAAAUGAGAAAAUUCUGAAAUGUAUCAUAAACGGUUGCGCAAAACCGUCCGCCGCUCAAAUUUAUGCAAAACGAGCUAGAAGAUUAAUGGCGAAUGUGUUGCAUACUCUUGCGGAAAGUACGAAUGGCUCAUUGGAUUUGCGUGAAAUGAAUAUUGGCCAAGAUGAUGCCGUCUGCGCAGCUGUUGAAAUUUUGCAGUCAAAUUUACUAGAACUUUAUCUAGAUGGCAAUUCACUGUCAACUCCAUUUAUCGAUUUAAUUUCAAAAAUCCUUCGACAUCUCACUUUACUGAACUUACCUUGUUGCGCAUUAAAAAGCAGAUAUCUUCGACAGUUGAUUGGUGAUUAUUCUGUCUGCGAUGCACUGACCAAGCUAGAUUUGAGUUAUAAUAAUCUCGGCGACAAUAGUUCCGAUCAUUUGGUUACUUUCGUCAGCUUGUGUCCUAAUCUUAUAGAUCUUAAACUUGCUUCAUGUAACAUAAACCGAAGCGUUACAGAUUCUUUAAUGCAACAGAUUAAAAAAAUAAUUUCAUUAGAAGUGCUAGAUUUAAGUUUCAACCCAGAAAUCAAUUCAGAUCACGCUUCAGAAAUAAUUCAAGCUUGUAAGAGCUUGAAAUAUUUAGAUCUAUCAUGUACAGCUGUAUCAAAAAUGGAUAAUAUGCCAGAAGUAGAGAGAAAAUUAGAAACCUUGAAAAUAUCCCUCAAUGGCUUGCUUAAUCCGGAUUAUAUAAUGGAAUGGUCAUUCACAUACUGUCCAAAUAUGCUUCUUCUGGAUUUGUCUGCAACAACAGCCACUUCUUCUAUUGUCGGAAUUUGUUUAAAAAUUAAAGCUGAUAAGAUGCCUUUCGCAACAGUUUUGUUGGCUGAUUGCAGUUCGCUCGAAGCGAACCCAGAAGAAAUAGUUCAUAUACUUAAAGCAGACUUGAUUACUAGUAGUACUGUAAGAUUUCAAUUCAGCAAUAAGUUUCGUCGGAAAAUUGAGGAAUUGCUGCCCGAUUCAUAUAAAUUUUGCUUGAAAUGA
Molecule: messenger RNA, 4017 nt
Organism: Cercopithifilaria johnstoni
Lineage: Eukaryota; Metazoa; Nematoda; Chromadorea; Rhabditida; Onchocercidae
Source: the annotation of a GenBank genome assembly